Messenger RNA from Nematocida parisii ERTm1, 1731 nucleotides. RefSeq lists its product as uncharacterized. Lineage: Eukaryota; Fungi; Microsporidia. The coding region runs from base 66 to 1712 and encodes 548 amino acids. The record is from RefSeq and is a predicted model, not a curated record. The transcript has a single exon.
AUUAACAUUAAUUCUAGUGCAAACCAACUGGGUUAACACUUUCUUAAAAUAUCCAGAAGCACUGCAUGUCACACAUACAGAACAAACCCGAAACAGCCCAAAAUAAUUCUGAAACAUAUCUUAGAUACUUUUUGUAUCAAAUUGGAAAAUUAUUUCAAUUUGUUAUUCUAUGCAACUAUUGGCAAAGCAUAAAUAUUCUUUAUUAUGAUAAACACAAAAUGACAACACAGGAGGCAGACCACAAAGAAGAUGAAAAUUCAUCAAGAAUUAUGCAUAAUAUCAAAAAGUGUUAUAAAAAAGUAAAGACAGUGACAGGAGUCGUUGGUGGACACGUAAUAAGCAUUUUCACACUGGGAGAAGAGAGUGUGCUGAGAAGUGUUUUUAUGUGUACAAGUGUUCAGGUUAAAAAUGAACAAUCUCCUGACAAUAAAGAUUCAAAUGCAGAAUCAGAUCAGGUCACAGGGUUACAUAAGACACAAAAGGGUCUACACAAUACAGAGACUUCAAAGGGGUCUUCUGCCUUCACAAGUAUAGACGGAGAUGCCGACAAAGAUGAAAAUCUCUGUAUUGCCAAACACCUGAAUACCAAAAAUCAGAUAGAAUCCAAGGAGGAAAUCGAGUACAAAAAAACUUUAGACUAUACCACACUGCUUGUGUAUAACAAAAUCAAGACAGACAAGGAAAAGCAGGAAAUACUUUCUCUUGCCAAGCGCUUUAUAACAAAUAUCAUUGGAGUAAUUAAGCACACAUCAUCUAUGAAGGACAUUUCAUACACUUCAAUUAUUCUUUUAUUCUAUCUAAAAAAACAUAAAUAUACGCUAUCUACAAAGGCUGCAGAGUAUGAGGCCGAGUUCCACAGAAAGUUGACAGAAAUCUCUGGAGACUCUAUAGCCUUGACCAGCGAGGUUGCGCAGUGUUUUAUUUCAAUGGGACUUAACCCAACUUCCUUGAUAAACACCGCUGCAUUAAUGGACUGUGGCUUUAAGAAGAUGUAUACUCAGCUGCACGAUGAAACCAGUGCUAUGGCUUUACGUGCAGACAAGGGGUGCUUAACCACAAAGCGUAGUAUUGUUCUCUUAUAUGGUGUUUUAAGAGAAAUAAAAGCCAUAACAAACAAUCUUUUGACCGGCUUACUGCAGGGAAUUUGUUUUAAGAAGGAGAAAAACAGUAAAAUGAAAAAUGUGCUGUCUUUCCCAAACAAAGAAUACGUAAAAGAAACUUCCCACUUUGCACACAGCAUUCAUCUGAUGUCUAGCACCGCACAGUGCAGCAAGACAGAUGAUUCUGCCAAAAGUAGAAAAAAGGUUUCCUUGGUAGAAAAGAAAAACAAUUGCGCCAAUGAGCUAGAGGAUAAAACUCGUGCAGAUUCUAAAUUAGAAUUAACCCAAUCUAAAAUAGAAACAGCACGCCCAAGAAAACCAAUUAGCUCUGAGACAGUCCCAAGUGCAUCAGAUAAGAGGAUUCUUUCCCCAAGCGAGCUCAACAUGAAUCUGAUUAAUGAGCUAAAGAACAGUGCCCUAUACAAAAAACAGAAGGAUAUAUACAUACAAGCAAAUGACUUCUCAUCUAUUCCUCUGGAAAAAAACAGUGUACUAGUCACAGAGCCACCGGUAAACCAUACAGUCAUGGCACAUAUUCACACACAGCAUACAAACACAUUUAAUCUGUACAAAUACUCCCAUGUGAACUCUAAAAACACAGAUCAAUGCUAAUUACUGCGAGGAAUAAACA